UCUACGUCAGCGGCCGUUUAAUCGUUCAGUCACUAAAGUGUUCACGGUGCAUCGUCUCCAUCAUGGAAGUCGCUCUCACUUUCGGCAGUCUGGGUGACAUCAUCGCCGUCUGCCAGCUUGCCAUCCAGCUCGGCCGCGCCAUCGGAGUUGGAAGUGGGGCCGUUGGCAAUAGCGCAAAGGAGUACCAGGAUUUCCGCGAGGACCUGGAUUCCUUUGUCCGCAUCCUGAUGCAGGUUGUGGCGACGUACCAGCAGCACGAGCCUUCGCCCUAUCUAAACGGCCUCGACAGUACGGCAAAGUCCAUCAUCGACCAGUGCGGAUCCCUCAUUCAAGAUACCCUGGAGCAUGUCCAUCCGAAAUACCACGAUAGUCUUCGCGUUGCAGGGUCUGGAAAGAAAGUCAAGGACAUAUACAGGAAGGUUGAGUGGAUGACGAGAGAGACAGACCGCCUGCGCCAUGUCCGGGAAAAGCUGCAAGAUGGCGUCCAGAGGCUUUCGCUUCUGACCACCCUCGCUGCAAGGAAAUCUGCCCGAGUCGACAAUGCCACUUUAUGUGCCCGAAUCGAAGAAAUCAACCGGCUUGUGUCCAACACCUGCCACAGUCGGGAGGAGAUCCUUAAACUCCUGCGAGAUCAGGGCAGAGCAAGUGAGAAACAAGCCGACAAGCUCGAGGAUGUGAGCCAGCAGCUUGUGGUACAGGAAGAGAGUGGCCGGGAUAUUCUAGGAUUGGCCAAGGCCACGUUCUGCGGCAUCCUUGAAACAAAAGCGCUCCUUCUUCAGAUCUCCCAAACCGUUAUCAAUCUGCAGGUUAUGGCGUCCCACUCGAUAUACCUUCACCCGCUGGACCCGACUAAGGAGCUUCCGGUAGUCCUGGAGGACGCCCUUGGAAACGAACUCCCUCUCCCAGCUGAAUGGCUAGAUUCGUUGGAAUGGGAAGUCCUCUAUCAAUUGCUCACGGGCCGCUUUAAAGACCGUAAAGGCUAUGACAUGGUACUGAAGCGAGAAUUUGCCCUCGAAGACAGCUCAUCAGGGCGAGAUCUCGAUACAAAUCGCCCUCUUCACUUCUGCCUUCGACGAGGGAUGAAGAUCAACAUGAGCAUGGUCUUCGACGCCGCCACCGUGGUCGCUGGCGCUUGUCCACGAUGCCAUACGGUGACGGAUGCUCCAGAAGAUGUCACCGUUCAAUGCAUGAGGCCUGACUGCGGGAUGUGGUUCCGCAUGCAGAGUAUUGUUAUCGAGGCUUCGGAAACUUCGGAUACACUGCAAGGCUCCGAUGUCAAAUCUGUGCCCACUGGCCAGAGAUCGACAAUAGUGACAAGCAUUCCCGUCGAGCCGGCCGAUUUUCAAAGAGUGCGACUUCUUCGCCAAGAAACAUCUGGUUUGCAACCGGCCAGCACCCAAAUCGACAUGAACCUGGAGCCUGGGUCCCUCGCCCGCCACUCUCCGCUGCCUAUCACAGCUAGUGCGUCAAAGGGCGAGGGUGAAGAGUUCCGGACCAAUCCAUAUCCUGCCCCUCCGAUCUAUGGCCAACGAAAUGACGACAGCCCCUUUGCUCCAAACCCCCAGGGCUACAACCCCAACGGUUAUGAUCCGAGAUUUCAGUAUCACAGCACCAACGUCUAUUUUCAGCCUCCCUAUAUCAAUCCUUUCCCUCAAGUGGUCCCGCCUUUUGCACCGACAGCUAAUCCUCUUAAUUCCCGCUAUUACCGGGGUCCCUUUCCGUAUCCCGACCAUACCCCCCACAUACCCUCUCCACAUUUUAAUGGAAGCCCGAUGUAUUCUACAGCCCCUAGGAAUGACUAUAAUUAUAUAGCUGAGUAUGAAGACAUUUCAAGCACGGCCGCCACUGUUGGUUCUCAGUCCACAAGCUCAACCUCGUCCUCAGAGAAGGAGGUGAAGGGAAUGAAAAGGGAUCUGCGGAAGGCCAGACACAAUCGACAUCACGAGAAAUUGAGAAGGGAAAAAGAUUGUCAGCUCCCUGAGAAUAGACGUCACGAGGAAUUGAGAAGGGAAAGAAGGGAAAAAGAUCGUGAGCUCUUUGAGAAUAGACGUCACGAGGAAUUGAUUAGGGAAAUAUUACGUCAGCUCUCUGAGGAUAGACGGUGGUAAAAUUAUAUCGGGCAAGUUAUUACAAUAGGAAUUCGGAUAACAGGAUAGGAUUUCUGGAGCACCCAACACAAAAGCAACCGAGAUGGAUCCAAUAGGAAUCAGAGAAUGGUAAGUAUAAAGUAAUUUGGCCCCAGGAGGAAUACCCCAAUUUCCUAUCCUUCAAUCAAUAUGUAGGUGGAUGGGCUUUAUAUGAUGGAUCGGCACAAUUACCUGGACGAAUACAGGAGGGGCUCGCGCAAAUGGUAUACUUGUUGCAUCACAGACUCUCCACUGGUAGAACUUGGCGCAGUUUCUGCCGGACCGUCUGGAACAAUGGAGGAGUGGGGCCUCGUAGGAGAACCUUGUAGAGUAGGCAAAGGCGGACAAGUGGGAUUGGCAUAGCAGCGAUAUAUAAUGCAAUAGGUUGUGGGGUUGGCUCCGAAGCUAG
This is a messenger RNA of Ilyonectria robusta, 2535 nucleotides long. RefSeq lists its product as uncharacterized. The record is from RefSeq and is a predicted model, not a curated record. NCBI's taxonomy places the organism in Eukaryota, Fungi, Ascomycota, Sordariomycetes, Hypocreales, Nectriaceae. The coding region runs from base 63 to 2108 and encodes 681 amino acids. The transcript has 6 exons.